This is a messenger RNA of Sclerotinia trifoliorum, 2104 nucleotides long. The record is from the annotation of a GenBank genome assembly. Lineage: Eukaryota; Fungi; Ascomycota; Leotiomycetes; Helotiales; Sclerotiniaceae.
UAUUUUACUCCCGAAUUACCUACUCUUAACAACUACAUCUAUCAACUACACAUAUCCAGACUAACAGUCUAAUUGUGAUUUCUCAACAACAUUUGACUUUCGACUCUCUUGUCAUACUCAUACCGAACUUUACUCAUCCUACUCAUCCUAGUGAUCCUCCUCAUCCUACUCACCCUACUCACCCUACUCACCAUACACAGCAGAUCUUGCGUUAUUUGCAAACAAAAUGGUAUGUGAAAAGGUGCGCAAGUACUUGAGUUUUUCAAAAUACUGAUCGCUUCUCCCAUCAAUAGUCGUACUCGGGUUUUUACGAAGGGGACGAUCCAGCUGCGAUGUAUCAAAUGUUACAGCAGCGGGGAAUGCGAGGACCUCCGAAACGUUUCGAUGAAUACUAUCGAUGUUAUCCAACUGUCAUGAUACCAGGCCCAGAGCGAGAGAAUCUCAAUUAUGGAGGGAAGAUCAUCAUGCCACCAUCUGCUCUAGAGAAACUCACUCGAUUGCACAUUACCUAUCCCAUGCUCUUUGAGCUCAUUAAUAGUCAACAUCCUGACGGACCGAAAUUAACACAUGCUGGUGUAUUGGAGUUUAUCGCGGAUGAAGGGAAAGUCUACCUGCCGCACUGGGUACGCUUUUUUUUUUGGCUUACCAAGUAGUUUAAUUUCCAACUAACAACCCAACUCCAGAUGAUGCAAACUCUCGGACUUGAGACUGGAGAUCUCUUUCAAAUCAAAUCGACCGACCUCCCUCCUGCAUCGCUUAUCAAACUUCAACCACAAUCUGUUAAUUUCCUCGAUAUCUCCAACCCUAAAGCCGUACUCGAAAAAGCCUUUCGCGAUUUUUCUACACUUACUAAGGGCGAUAUCUUUAGCUUCUACUAUAAUGAUACUGUCUACGAUGUUGCUGUGCUGGAAGUCAAACCAGUCACUGAUAAGAUGGGGGUCAGUAUGCUCGAAACAGAUGUUUCCGUCGACUUUGCAGCUCCGUUAGGCUAUGUCGAGCCAACACCGAUGAGAGCCAGUAGCAGCGGAACGAGCACCCCGAGAAGUGUCAUGGGCGGCUUACCUGCAGGUGGCAUGCUCCAUAGUCAAGGAACCAUGGCACAAGCCAUCAACUACGAUGCCAUUGCGCCGACCUCUAAUUCUGUCGCACAAGGUGCAAAAGCCGCCUCGUCCAAUUUUGUAUCCGGAGGUCACAAACUAAAUGCGAAGAAGGGCGCAAAAACGCCUACACCCACUGCCUCAACUCCUGUUGCUGGAGUUAGCACGAAUACACAAGCUGUAUCAGCUCGAAAAACAAAUGGUCCUCAGCCGCUUCGAUUGCCACCGAAUAAACUCUUCUUUGGUUACGAAGUCAAGCCAGUCAAAACGCAAGCAGAUAAGGACAAAGAGAAUGCAGAUGCUAGACAGCCCCAUUUUUCGGGACAAGGACAGGCAUUGAAGUCUGGCAAGAAGGUCGAGGCGAAGAAGGAACCUGCUCCAGAAUCUCACGCCAAAGGCGAUAGUGUUGGACGGCGGUUAGAUGGGCAAGGUGCCAAGAAGUAGUGUGAUUGGACUAGAUGGCUCAUGAUGUGUACGAUGGCGUUCGGAGGUGGGCAACGUCCCUGGCGUUUGUUGGUUUGGCGAAUACGGGUGCGUGGGAAAUAGAACUUCUCAUGCUGUAAAUCCAUGCAGUAAAAGAAACUUGAAUACUGAAACUGCCGGUAAAUUAUGGAAAUCCGUGAAACGAUCUUUCAUGUGGUCAACAAGUACUGGAGGUUCUUUUAAGUGACCAGCAUUAGCCAAGGCUAUCUGGGGAAGAUUUCCCGUUCCCUAUGCCAUAGCUAUGCUUUUUGCCUCAAAUAAAUCACUACCUUCUUCUUCUCCCAUACCUAGAAUCAUUUGGAGGCUUCUAUGGUGGACACAAGACAUGUCUGGGGUGUUAUUAUUGCCUAGCGGCUUUCAAUUAUGUAUUCAAUUUCACUGUUAGACGUAAAAUCGAUGGUGUAAGUCAUCUGUCUCUUCCUUCCUCAUUUAAGGAGACAGUCAUUUGCAAGUCGCCUACGCUCCUUCUACAAGCACUUCAACGUAAGCAAAUGCUAAAUCUCUUCUUGGUCUUCUUCUUUGGC